This is a messenger RNA of Cyprinus carpio (common carp), 2173 nucleotides long. RefSeq names its product G1/S-specific cyclin-E2-like. Gene Ontology annotation, molecular function: cyclin-dependent protein serine/threonine kinase regulator activity. The transcript has 12 exons. Gene Ontology annotation, cellular component: nucleus; centrosome; cytoplasm. NCBI's taxonomy places the organism in Eukaryota, Metazoa, Chordata, Actinopteri, Cypriniformes, Cyprinidae. The record is from RefSeq and is a predicted model, not a curated record. Bases 329 to 1264 code for a protein of 311 amino acids. Gene Ontology annotation, biological process: G1/S transition of mitotic cell cycle; regulation of cyclin-dependent protein serine/threonine kinase activity.
CAGGAAAAGUGGAGCACAGAAGUGCGCGAGGAUCACACGCACGAGCGCAUGCGCGCGCGCUCACGAGCCUUGGCGCCGGCGCGAGACUCAGAAAACUAACUUGCUCCGGCCAUCUGCUUCUGAAGAAGGCAAGAGACAUAAGAACUUGCAUCUUACUUGCAUACGAAGAUAAUGGCCAGAAGAAGUGGAUGCCGGCAAGCUAGAUCUGUGAAUGGAAACACACACAAGAUAGCAAGAGUAAAGAAAGAGUGCAACAAGAGGAGAAAAUCAAUAAAAAAGUUAAAUCACUCUCAGAAUGUUAGGAGGCAGAUUAAUCUGAGCAGCGUGAAUGAAGUUGUGUCUGACUCGUCUGAUCAAACUCCAGAUGCACAGUCAUCUCCACUGCCAACACUCAGGUUGGGGCAGCUCAGAGGACGUUUGGAGGAAAAUGCUGAGUAAAGAGAGAAAAUACAAACACAGCAAGAGCAGUUUAGACAGACACCCGUCACUGCGGCCCAAAAUGAGAUCCAUGCUGCUCGACUGGCUCAUGGAGGUAUGUGAAUCGUACACACUUCACAGACAGACCUUCUACCUGGCUCAGGACUUCUUUGACAGGUACAUGUUGUCCCAGAGUGACGUGCAGAAGGAUCAACUGCAGCUCAUAGGAAUCACGGCUCUGUUCAUCUCCUCCAAAAUAGAGGAAAUAUAUCCUCCAAAAAUCACUGAGUUGGCUUUUGUGUCUGACGGAGCGUGUCUGGAGGAGGAGAUCCUGCAGAUGGAGCUGAUCAUGUUGAAGGCGCUGAACUGGGAUCUUUGUCCGGAGACUGUGCUCUCGUGGAUAAAACUCUACAUUCAGAUCGCAUCGCUCUAUGACGUUACCAAUCUAUUAGAGCCUCAGUUUUCUCAGGAAACCUACAUUCAGAUCACACAGCUUUUAGAUUUGUGCAUCCUUGAUAUCAACUCUUUGGACUUUAAAUAUGGAGUCUUAGCAGCGGCUGCUUUUAGCCACUUUAUGUCAACUGAUGUCGUCCAAAAAGUAUCGGGACUGAAGUGGGAGGCCAUUGAGACCUGUGUGAACUGGAUGGCUCCUUUCGUGGAGAUCACGAUGUGUUAUGAGAGCGCAAGGCUGAGAGAAUUUGUUCAAGUGCCGUCUGAGGACAGACACAACAUUCAGACACACGUGGACUACCUCUGCAUGCUGAAAGAGGCUCAGGAGAAGCAGUUAAAAAGCCUGGAGCCCUUGUUCCCACCAACACCACCCAGCAGCGCUGAGAAACCCAGCUAACACUAGUGUUCAAUCAGCAGGACCAGUGUACUGUGAUUUUUACUGUCACUCUAGUUCUAGACUUUAUCUCGAGCUCAGGUCAUUAAAUGUAAUAUGUACUGUGUGCACAGGGCUUAAACUGCUAUUUAAGUAACAAAAUAGACUUCAAGAAACAGCACUGUUUUAUUUUCUGAAUAGGCAACUUAUAGGAUUCCCUGUGAUUAUUAUAUUUCUCUUAUAAAUAUAGUGCAAAAAAUAAGAGCAGGCCUCAGUAUUGCUAGUGUAGUAUUUUUGUACAUUUUCUAUUUUCUAUUUUUAUUUUUUUCUGGAGUUCAAAUGAUGACUUCCUAAAAUGUGAUUCAUGAAAAUAUAAAAUUUCCUGUCAGCCCAAUGUUCUUUAUUAUACAGCAUUGUGUUCAUUUGUAUAUAGAAUGUAAGAAGUUUACGUUUGCUCAUUUCAACUUUACCAAAGGCAUUAAAUUGUGCAUUUGUAUGUAUACAUAUGUAUACCUUUGUAUUUUUUAAAAAUAGGACACAACAUAAAUUAGCAUAGGCAUAUUUAUUUGAAAAUAAGUAAAAAAAAAAAAAACACUCUUUUGGAAUGAAAUUAAAAGUAGAGUUUAGCCAAGGCCUGUAGGAAUUUCUUCUUCCUUUUUUGCGCUGCAAGCUGCAGGACUUCCUCUGGAUUACUGGAGUUUAACUCUGUCUGUCCGAUGGCCUUGAUCUGUGUUCAAAGAGAUUAACCGUCAUUAGCUUCACAUCUAUGUACUGAGCUAAUUUAGUUUCAUUUGUGAUGGCUAAUAGUUCCAUCUGAAAAUUAAGCAACUUUUGUACAAAUCUUGCUUUGAAACUGCACUGAAAUUAAAUAUUGGUACAUAUUGUUAGAUUGCAUUUCUGCAGUAUCUGCAAUAAAUGUCUUGAGACACUCAA